AUGACCAUCUUCGUCACUGGGUCGCGCGGCAUCACCGCCAGGCGCCUCACAGCGUUGCUGCAUCCACAAUACACAGUUUUGGUGGGAGCACGAUCUUCCCACAACGAUCCAACCCUUCCACCGAGUGUCGCAUUCAAUUGGAAGGACGAGACUACAUUUGAAAAUCCAUUUUCACACCCGCUGGCCAAAGAGAGUCCCAUCUCUGCCGUAUACAUUGUUGCACCGACCGGUGAAGAAUCGGUGCUGGCUGGCGAGCUCGCGUUUAUUGAGUUUGCAGCCAAGCGUGGCGUGACUAGAUUCGUGCUUCUGGGCUCUAGCAUGAUACCGGAGGGAGGACCGUUCAUGGGCCAAGUGCACGCAAAACUACGAACGCUAGGUGUGGAAUGGGCGGUGCUACGGCCGUCGUGGUUCAUGGAAAAUUUCUCUGAACAACAACAUACUGCGACUAUUCGGGACGAAGACAAAAUCUACACAGCUACGGAGAACGGCAAGAUACCGUUCUGCUCGGCCGAUGAUAUUGCGGCACUAGCGUUCCAUGCCUUGACAGUGAAGGAAGCGCCUAACCGGGAGAUCUUUGUUCUCGGGCCACAGCUUUUGAGCUAUGACGAUGUCUCGGAAGCUUUGACCAGAGCGCUGGGAAGAACAAUUACACAUGAAAAACUCAGUGCAGAUGCUUUUGCCCAGCGAUUGAUGGAGUUUGGUAUUCCUGAACCAGGAGCACGAGGGUUGGCUGGAAUGGAUAUUGCUAUCAGCCAAGGCGCAGAGGAACGGGAAAACGAUGAUGUCUUCCAAAUACUGGGUAGACAGCCAAAACCUCUUUCAGAGUUUAUAGAAGAGAAUCUGGAUGUAUGGAGAAAGUAGAUUUAAGAGCUUCUUCAUUUCAAUAUUAUCAAUGAAUGAAUAUCCGCUACCUAAAAAAAAGAAUCGACAUGAAAAACCGCUUGCUCGACAAGACCGUCGUGAUCUUUGAUGAUAUUUUACAGGCUAUUACGGUGGAAAACAGGCCCGUAAUGGCCGCAGCAGUGUACACCAAGGUAAUCAUUACUCUUCUAGAACGCGUCGAAUAUCUCCUUGUAGUAACCCCUCAGACAAUCGUCAUGUCGUGCUCCAAGUUCGUGCUUUAGCUGCGCCUCAACCCCCCAAAAAAAAAUAAAGUUCCCUGUCUCGGUUAACAGAAACCGGCACUCCUCCGCACAAAAAGUUCACUAGUUCUCCAAUACCCGCUUUUCUGCUAUCCUACAAGGAAGGUGUUGUGGUAUUGUUCUACUAUUCAUGGUUAGCUUCGCGGUAUAUUUCUCCGCCUGACUCGCACAAGUCCAUUGCAUGAGACGAGCGGGUGCAGCAACCAGGUUUAGGCUUCUCCACGAGGUAUUUACAGGGGAUGUACAGUGGUUGCCCGAAAAAGGAAAUAAACAACACAGCAUUGCUCCGAGGGGACUUUUGGGGAAAUAAAAUCAGAAGGUAAGUCAGUUGACUCACAACAAAGCCUCAAUACGGCACAUUCAUUGCGCCUCUCCAACGGAGCCAAUCGCCAAGCGAGCAAAAAGGAACGAAUCGCGUAGCCAAGAG
This is a messenger RNA of [Torrubiella] hemipterigena, 1569 nucleotides long. NCBI's taxonomy places the organism in Eukaryota, Fungi, Ascomycota, Sordariomycetes, Hypocreales, Clavicipitaceae. The record is from the annotation of a GenBank genome assembly.